AUUUCAUUCCAAGAUUUAAGAUUAAUAAAUUUUACAUAUUCCAUACGUCAAAUUUUUGGAAAUAUGAAUAGAAAUGACAUUUCUAAUUUGGUUUCUGGAACAUAUGUUAAAGUGGUAACUACAGAUGGUGAGGUGGCAGAAGGCUACGUUGUAGAUGUAAAUGAUAGAUGGCUGACUUUAUCUAAAGCUAUUCUCAACGGUGUGCGUAGACUUAAUUCUCUAACUCAUCAUUCGAUUAACGUAGCGCAAAUCUUGAAAUACUCGUCAAUAUCGAAGGAACGCAUGGACGAAAGAUCUAAAAAAUUGAACGAAAGACAUGAGGCGAUAACUCGUAAUAGCUUUAAAGAUCGUGAGAUGUCCUUUUUAAAUCCGUCGACUGGGUGCAUAAUCAACCAAGAAGCUAAAAGACCCAACAGUAUAUUCGACAUUGAUAAACCCAAUGCGGGUCAGGAUUUCCAUCCAUCGGGGUGGCUAGACAAUAAUUUGAGUUCAAACCAAAUAUCAAGUUCUAUGAAACAUGCAUUCCAUUACGAUGCUGAUUCCUUUCCAAGUUAUCUUGCAAAAGAUAAGGAACGCUUACAAUCUAUGUCCGCAACAGGAAGUGACAAUAAAAUGAAUGGAUGUUUAAAUAUGAACAAAAAGCAUGGAGCUACUUCAUGUGAAGCAACAGGUGCUAUCCCUCGUCCACAAAACUGUCAAAAUAUAACCAAAAACAGGGAGCAGAACAUUUCAGCUCGUAGGACUUCUAAUGCACAAAGAUUUUAUACUGAAACAUGUUCUAGUGCGAGUAAUGACGAAGAAGAUCAAAACGAAGCCUUUGGCAAUGAAUAUGAAGCAGUAAUGUUUGAAACCAUAUAUGGCUAUAAAAUACCUACAAUAAGUGCAUCUGAACGCGCCACUAUUGAAGAUAAUUUGAAACAAAAUGGAGUUCAUAUAAAGCAUUCGAACAUAAUUUUCAGCUUACGUGCUUUUGACUGGAUCUUAAAGAUAUUACGGAAGACUAAUCCCAGUCAAUAUGAGGGAUUGACUGUUGUUAUUGUAUGUGCCAAUACCGAUGCCGCUAUUGAUCUUGGGUUUUCUUUGGCUUAUCUGCAGAAUGCGCAAGGCUUCAACGUAUGGGUUUACGUUGACAACAAAACUAAAAAUAAAGCUGAUAAUGAAAUUUGGCAAGCCAUUCAGCGACAUAUGCGUCCCGGACUAGAAAACAAAAUAGUGUUGAAUAUUGACUAUGCGCCACAGCCAGAUUUUGUUGUAUUGGCAAUGAACUAUAACUUUAAAGAGGAGUGGUCUGUUAUGAUUAAGAGGUUAAUGCAUCAUAUGGAUGGUCCAACAUUUGUUUUGGAUCCACCUGCUAAUUUUAAUCCGAUUUCCUGUAAAAGCUAUACAUUCGCCCUUGUGCCAAUCCUACCACUCACUGGUAUGAACGAAGAGAUAUAUACUGAAUUAAUACUUUGCAACUUAGCAGUUCCCGAAGAAAUCAUACGUCAGGUCGUUUCAAAUUAUGAAUCACCAUUCGGAAUUCAAUAUGCUAUAAGUAUCAAAAGAGUGCAAAACAAAUCAAAUAUCAGAAAUAAUUAAAAAUUUCUCCAUUUUAA
Messenger RNA from Teleopsis dalmanni, 1595 nucleotides. RefSeq lists its product as uncharacterized. NCBI's taxonomy places the organism in Eukaryota, Metazoa, Arthropoda, Insecta, Diptera, Diopsidae. The coding region runs from base 64 to 1578 and encodes 504 amino acids. The transcript has 4 exons. The record is from RefSeq and is a predicted model, not a curated record.